ACGAACCUAUGUGUGCAACUGUAGUAUUGCGUUACUAAUUAGUUCACUAAAGGCUCAGUAUGACUUUUUCACCGGUGCAGUGAGUUAGUCGCACAAAAGGGAUCGGUUAAUCCAUCGGACUCGAUUUUUUUAAGAAAGCGGGAAUUCUUUAACAAUAUGGAGGAAAUUCAGCUUAGCACAGAUCAGAUAUCUCAUUUGCAAAUGGCAUUCGAUACGUUCGAUCACGACAAGAAGGGAUGUAUCAGCACGGAUAUGGUCGGUACGAUUUUGAGUAUGCUUGGUCAUGAAGUUUCACCGGACGAACUUGCAGAUAUUAUUUCAGAAAUUGACACAUGGGGAACUGGCGAACUAAAGUUCGAAGAGUUUUGUAAGUUAGCGUCGCGCUUUCUCGAAGAGGAUACCGAUUCCGAAGCGGUACAGCAAGAGCUACGAGAGGCAUUCCGAUUGUACGAUAAGGAAGGCAAUGGCUAUAUUACUACCGACGUGUUCCGAGACAUCCUUCACGAACUGGAUGAUGCGCUAUCUCCAGAGGAGCUUGAUAUGAUCAUAGAGGAGGUGGACACUGAUGGAUCUGGCACGCUCGAUUUCGAAGAAUUCAUGGAGGUCAUGACAGGAUAAAUUACGACUUUGGCACGACGCGGAUCCCUCGUCUAUCGCCCACGUGUCGAACACAACGAAUGUGUAUAUGCAAACAAGCCGAAAUCUCCUACUCGAGGUUGUACGUGACGUUGGCAGAGUGUACAGUUUACCCGAUAAUCAAGAAAUAACCAUAGAAUAUAAAUUUUGAAAUAUACGGAUGUUAUAAAGCGAAAGGAUGGGGAUUGAGAGAAUAGAGAGACUCGAAGAUUUUUUAACGAAACAAUACGCAGGAAUAUCUAUGUUCGUACGUAUUUAUGUUGAAUAUAAGUCAGGAAAGAAACUUUGACAUAACAUUUGUAGUAUAAAAGCGACAAUAAUUGGUAUCGUGGAAUUUAUAUAUCCAUUAGCUUGCACACUCUGUCCUUUGUGCCAGGAUUUUGGCACAUGCGUUGCCAAAUGUAAAUUGUAAUUUUAUCAAACGUUGAAAUAUUUUGUAAUGCACUUUGCCCACGUCACGUAUAAUUGUAUAUCCGACACAAGAAGUAAUAAAGCAAAAUAUAUACAGAAAUAAAAUUUAACGAAUCGACUAUAUCACACAGAAUAUGUAUAAAAUAAAAAAAACUCAAAAAAUCAUAGAGAAGUAUAUUUCAUAGAGAAGUAUACAAAUGAAAAAUAAUAUUUAAUAAAAAGACUUUAUUCAGA
Molecule: messenger RNA, 1281 nt
Organism: Odontomachus brunneus
Lineage: Eukaryota; Metazoa; Arthropoda; Insecta; Hymenoptera; Formicidae
Product: troponin C, isoallergen Bla g 6.0101-like
Exons: 5
Coding region: 157-618 (153 amino acids)
Molecular function (GO): enzyme regulator activity; calcium ion binding
Source: RefSeq, a predicted model, not a curated record